Molecule: messenger RNA, 474 nt
Organism: Vollenhovia emeryi
Lineage: Eukaryota; Metazoa; Arthropoda; Insecta; Hymenoptera; Formicidae
Exons: 1
Source: RefSeq, a predicted model, not a curated record
AUGGGAGACGGCAUAUUAAAUGAUUCUAACGAUAAUAUACAACUUCCAGAUUGUUGUAUUGCACCCAUUAAUGCCGAUAUUAUAGAAGAUAUAUAUGGGGAUCUAAUACGAAAUAAAGAAUAUAAUAAAGUGGCUAAGUGUGCGAUACUUUCUGCAAGAAAUGCUGAUGUAGACGAAAUUAAUAAACGAGUUGUGGAAUUAUUAGAUAUAUCUGAGGAACGGAUUUAUACAAGUACAGAUAGUACUGAAAAUUCCGGUAAUAACGGUGACAUUGAUGAAGUUUUAUUACCAGAAUAUUUAAAUACUUUGUCUCCAUCAUCUCUUCCUCCUUACGAAUUGCGUUUAAGACCAAAUUGUAUCAUUAUGCUAAUUAGAAAUCUUAAUAUCAAUGAAGGUCUUUGCAAUGGUACUAGAUUAAUGAUUAUAGAACUUGCAGAUCAUUUAUUGAAAUGCAAAAUAUUAACGGGUGAUAAA